AUGGACAAGCUGUCUCUGCUGGACAUGAGCGAGUUUGGGGAGGCUGCUCCGUACCUGCGGAAAAGCUACACGGAGCAGCUGAAGCUCCAGACCGUCCCGUUCGACGGGAAGAAGCGAGCUUGGAUCCCAGAUGAGAAAGAAGCCUAUAUCGAAGUGGAAAUAAAAGAAAGCUCUGGUGGCAAAGUCACUGUGGAAACCAAAGAUAAGGAAACACGGGUGGUGAAGGAGGACGAGGUGCAGCCCAUGAACCCCCCCAAGUUUGACAUGAUUGAGGACAUGGCCAUGCUGACACACCUCAACGAGGCCUCUGUGCUCUACAACCUGAAGCGCCGCUACUCCCACUGGAUGAUCUACACCUACUCGGGGCUCUUCUGUGUCACCAUCAACCCCUACAAGUGGCUGCCGGUGUACACGGCGCCCGUGGUGGCAGCCUACAAGGGCAAGCGGCGCUCGGAGGCCCCGCCGCACAUCUACUCCAUUGCUGACAACGCCUACAAUGACAUGCUCCGCAACCGUGAAAACCAGUCCAUGCUCAUCACCGGAGAAUCUGGUGCUGGUAAGACUGUAAACACCAAGCGGGUCAUUCAGUACUUUGCCAUUGUCGCAGCCUUGGGCGACACGCCGGGCAAGAAAUUAGCAGCUCUUGCCACUAAAACUGGGGGCACCCUCGAGGAUCAAAUCAUCGAGGCUAACCCAGCCAUGGAGGCUUUUGGCAAUGCCAAAACCAUAAGGAACGACAACUCCUCGCGUUUUGGCAAGUUCAUCCGGAUCCACUUUGGUCCCUCAGGGAAAUUGGCCUCUGCAGACAUUGACAUCUAUCUUCUGGAAAAAUCCAGAGUGAUUUUCCAGCAACCCAAAGAGCGGAGCUACCACAUCUUCUACCAGAUCCUGUCUGGGAAGAAACCAGAGCUGCAAGAUAUGCUGCUGCUGUCCCUCAACCCCUACGACUACCACUUCUGCUCCCAGGGGGUGACAACAGUGGACAACCUGGAUGACGGCGAGGAGCUGAUGGCCACAGAUCACGCCAUGGACAUCCUGGGCUUCAGCAGCGAUGAGAAAUACGGCUCCUAUAAAAUAGUGGGGGCCAUCAUGCACUUUGGGAACAUGAAAUUCAAGCAAAAGCAGCGGGAGGAGCAGGCAGAGGCUGAUGGCACUGAAAGUGCUGACAAAGCUGCCUAUCUCAUGGGAAUCAGCUCAGCUGAACUCAUCAAGGGGCUGCUCCAUCCUCGUGUCAAAGUGGGCAAUGAGUACGUGACCAAAGGGCAGAACGUGGAGCAGGUGCUGUAUGCUGUGGGGGCCCUGGCCAAAGCCACCUACGACCGCAUGUUCAAGUGGCUGGUGACACGCAUCAACAAGACCCUGGACACCAAGCUGGCCAGGCAGUUCUUCAUUGGGGUGCUGGACAUUGCAGGCUUUGAGAUCUUUGAUUUCAACAGCUUUGAGCAGCUGUGCAUCAACUUCACCAAUGAGAAACUGCAACAGUUCUUCAACCACCACAUGUUUGUCCUGGAGCAGGAGGAAUACAAGAAGGAAGGCAUUGAAUGGGUCUUCAUUGACUUUGGCCUGGACCUGCAGGCCUGCAUUGACCUGAUUGAGAAGCCCAUGGGAAUCCUGUCCAUCCUGGAAGAGGAGUGCAUGUUCCCCAAAGCCUCUGACAUGACCUUCAAGUCCAAGCUCUACGACAACCACAUUGGGAAGUCGCCCAACUUCCAGAAGCCGCGGCCGGACAAGAAGCGCAAGUACGAGGCGCACUUUGAGGUGGUGCACUACGCUGGUGUGGUGCCAUACAACAUCGUGGGGUGGCUGGACAAGAACAAGGACCCCCUGAACGAGACGGUGGUGUCCGUCUUCCAGAAAUCCCAGAACAAGCUCCUGGCCUCCCUCUAUGAGAACUAUGUGGGCUCUGCUUCAGAGGAACCUCACAAACCAGGGACCAAGGAGAAACGUAAGAAGGCAGCUUCUUUCCAAACAGUGUCCCAGCUGCACAAGGAGAACCUCAACAAGCUGAUGACCAACCUGCGCUCCACCCAGCCCCACUUCGUGCGCUGCAUCAUCCCCAACGAGACAAAGACCCCAGGAGCCAUGGAUUCCUUCCUGGUGCUGCACCAGCUGCGCUGCAAUGGGGUCCUGGAAGGGAUCCGCAUCUGCCGCAAGGGCUUCCCCAACAGGAUCCUCUACGCUGAGUUCAAGCAGCGCUACCGUAUCCUCAACCCAGCAGCCAUUCCAGAGGACAAGUUUGUGGACAGCAGGAAGGCCACAGAGAAGCUGCUGAGCUCCCUGGAGCUGGACCACGCACAGUACAAGUUUGGUCACACCAAGGUGUUUUUCAAGGCUGGUUUGCUGGGCUUGCUGGAGGAGAUGCGAGAUGAACGUCUGGCCAAGGUGCUGACAAUGCUCCAGGCCAGGAUCCGUGGGUUCCUCAUGCGUGUGGAGUAUCAGAAGAUCAUCAGCAGGAGGGAAGCCCUCUACACCAUCCAGUGGAACAUCCGUGCCUUCAAUGCUGUCAAGAACUGGUCCUGGAUGAAGCUGUUCUUCAAGAUCAAGCCUUUACUCAAGUCUGCUCAGACUGAGAAGGAGAUGUCCAACCUGAAGGAGGAAUUCCAGAAGCUGAAGGAGGCUCUGGAGAAGUCUGAGGCAAAGAGGAAGGAACUGGAAGAGAAGCAAGUCUCCAUGAUCCAGGAGAAGCACGACCUGGCUCUGCAGCUGCAGGCAGAGCAGGACAACCUGGCAGAUGCAGAGGAACGCUGUGACCUGCUCAUCAAGUCCAAGAUCCAGCUGGAGGCCAAGGUGAAGGAGCUGCAGGAGCGUGUGGAGGAUGAGGAGGAGAUGAGCUCGGAGCUCACUGCCAAGAAACGCAAGCUGGAGGAUGAGUGUGCAGAGCUGAAGAAGGACAUUGAUGACCUGGAGAUCACGCUGGCCAAGGUGGAGAAGGAGAAACAUGCCACAGAGAACAAGGUUAAAAACCUGAUUGAGGAGAUGGCUGGUCUGGAUGAGAUCAUUGCCAAGCUGACAAAGGAGAAGAAAGCCCUGCAAGAAGCUCAUCAGCAGGCCCUGGAUGACCUGCAGGCUGAGGAGGACAAGGUCAACACACUGACCAAAGCCAAGGUCAAACUGGAGCAGCAAGUGGAUGAUCUGGAAAGUUCUCUCGAGCAAGAAAAGAAGGUCCGCAUGGACCUGGAGAGAGCCAAGAGGAAGCUUGAAGGAGACCUGAAGCUGUCACAAGAGUCUGUGAUGGAUCUGGAGAAUGACAAGCAGCAGCUGGAUGAGAAGCUCAAGAAGAAAGACUUUGAGAUGAGUCAGCUGAACUCAAGGAUUGAAGAUGGGCAAGUGAUGGAGGCCCAGCUGCAGAAGAAGAUCAAGGAGGUCCAGGCCAAUGCAGAGAAGCUGUGCCGCACCUACGAGGACCAGCUGAACGAGGCCAAGGCCAGAGUGGACGAGCUGCAGCGGCAGCUGACGGACGUGAACGCGCAGCGGGGCCGGCUGCAGACUGAGAAUGACGCCAAGUGCUCCUCGCUGGAGAAGACCAAGCACCGGCUGCAGACCGAGAUCGAGGACCUGUCGGUGGAGCUGGAGCGCGCCAACUCGGCCUGCGCCGCCCUGGACAAGAAGCAGAGGAACUUCGACAGGAUCCUGGCAGAGUGGAGGCAGAAGCACGAGGAGAGCCAGGUGGAGCUGGAGGCGUCGCAGAAGGAGGCGCGCAGCCUGAGCACGGAGCUCUUCAAGCUCAAGAACGCCUACGAGGAGUCCCUGGACAACCUGGAGACCCUUAAGAGGGAGAACAAGAACCUGCAGGAGGAAAUUGCUGAUUUGACUGACCAGAUCAGUCUGGGAGGCAAAACCAUCCAUGAGCUGGAGAAGGUGAAGAAAGUGCUGGAAAGUGAGAAGAGCGAUAUCCAGGCAGCUCUGGAGGAGGCUGAGGGAGCCCUGGAGCACGAGGAGAGCAAGACCCUGCGCAUCCAGCUGGAGCUGAACCAGAUCAAGGCUGACAUGGACAGGAAGCUGGCAGAGAAGGACGAGGAGUUUGAGAACCUGAGGCGCAACCACCAGCGCGCCAUGGACUCCAUGCAGGCCUCGCUGGAUGCAGAGGCCCGGGCCAAGAACGAGGCUGUGAGGCUGAGGAAGAAGAUGGAGGGGGACCUGAAUGAGAUGGAGAUCCAGCUGAACCACGCCAACCGCCAGGCUGCCGAGUUCCAGCAGCUGGGCCGCCAGCUCCAGGCCCAGAUCAAGGACCUGCAGAUGGAGCUGGAUGACACCCAGCGCCACAAUGAUGACCUGAAGGAGCAGGUGGGGGCCCUGGAGCGCCGCAGCAACCUGCUGCUGGCAGAGGUGGAGGAGCUGCGGGUGGCGCUGGAGCAGGCCGAGAGGAACAGGAAACUGGCAGAGCAGGAGCUGCUGGAAACCACCGAGAGGGUCACCCUGCUCCACUCCCAGAACAUGGGGCUGAUCAACCAGAAGAAGAAGCUGGAGGCAGAUGUCUCCCAGCUGAGCGGCGAGGUGGAGGAUGCGGUGCAGGAGUGUCGCAACGCUGAGGAGAAGGCAAAGAAAGCCAUCACAGAUGCUGCCAUGAUGGCAGAGGAGCUGAAGAAGGAGCAGGACACGAGCGCACACCUGGAGCGCAUGAAGAAGAACAUGGAGCAGACCAUCAAGGACCUGCAGAUGCGCCUGGACGAGGCAGAGCAGAUUGCUCUCAAGGGGGGCAAGAAGCAGAUCCAGAAGCUGGAGGCCAGGGUGCGGGAGCUGGAGGGAGAGCUGGAUGGGGAGCAGAAGAAGAUGGCAGAGGCCCAGAAGGGCAUUCGCAAGUACGAGCGCAGGAUCAAGGAGCUGAGCUACCAGGCUGAGGAAGACCGGAAGAACCUGGCUCGGAUGCAGGACCUGAUAGACAAGCUGCAGAGCAAGGUCAAGAGCUACAAGCGCCAGUUUGAGGAGGCAGAGCAGCAGGCCAACUCCAACCUGGUGAAGUACCGCAAGGUGCAGCACGAGCUGGACGAGGCCGAGGAACGCGCCGACAUCGCCGAGAGCCAGGUCAACAAACUGCGCGCCCGCAGCAGGGACGUGGUCAUCUCCAAGCAUUAGGAGCCUGGCUGUCCUGUCCUGUCCUGUUCCAGCUGCUGCUGUAGGCUGGAGGCAAGUGGCUGCAACAGUCACUGUCAGCUUUGCAUUGCAUGAAUAAACGUAGAUUACCAGGACUGGCUGUGCUGUGUCACAGGGUAACCAGGGCCUGGCCUCUGCCCCUGGAGCAUUUCACAGGGAGGCACAGGCAGGAGAGAAGCUCAGUCCUCUCUCUCCCAGCUCUAUGGCCCUGGCUUGGGAUGGGUUUUGGGAAAAGAGCCCUUUCCUCAUCCCUCCCCACCAGAACACGUCUAACUGCAGGGGACCAGAACUGAGACAGACCUCAGCCACUAUUCCUGAAUACAUAAAGCCCCCUAUUACAGCCCUGGAGGGGGUUAUGGCUUGGGCAAAGGCACUGGAAAGAAAAGACACCUCCACUCAUUUCUUUAAAAUAGAUUUCUUUAAUAGUUUCCAUUUAAUAUGAUUAUUUGCAGUUAGCAAAUCGGCAUUAAUCAGGGCAGCACGAACCUCAGCAAUCCACGGGGACAGUGCACACUUCAGAGGUAUUUGUUAGUGCCAGGGGUCCCACCUCCCUCCCAGCCCACCUCCAUGGGCCUGGUCCCUCUCACCAUGAGGGUGUUGUGGCAUCUGGCAUGGACAGACAUCCCAAAGGAACGUGGCCCCAGCUGGGAUUUGCCUGUGGCCCUCUGUGCCCUGGGGCUGAGCCUUUUCCUGGAGCCCAGCUCGCUCCACCCCUGCAGGAGCUGCCAGCGGUUUCUGCCCUGUGCCCUUCUCAAUCAGCCCAAAAGCAAAGCCCAGCCUGUGCUGCCAGGCCUGGGAGGACCCCAGAGAUGGGGUGGGCUCAGCUCAGCUUCCCCCAGGCCCAGGGGCAAGGCCAGAGGCAGCUGGGCCCCAAACUGUCCUUAACACACAGAGGGGAGUGAGAGUGCAGGGUUACAGCAGCAAUCAGUGGAUGCACCCAUUAACUACACUAUGGAAAAGGCAUCCCUUAACUUAAAAGCCUUUUAAUUUGAAGCAUUUAUUUGAAGUGUACAUCUAUUACAGUUAAGAAGAAGCAAAGAUACACCAAAAACACAAAUACCCAAGAACAAAAAAAGUACAGAUGAGAAAGAAAUGAGCUGAGGGGAGGGAGGGGGUGACCUGGUGAGGAACAGAGGUGAAGCUGCCGUGGCAAGAAGCUCCCCAGGGUACCCUCACCAGAGCAGGGUGCAGCUCCCAGGGAGGGACACCAGGAGCUCCUGCAAGGCUCCAGCUUCAUGCACAAGCUCAGCAGCUCUGACCACCCUGUGAGCCCACAGCAGGACACUGAGGAGUGGUAGAAGAGAAAGGAGAAGGGAGAUGCUCAGAGACAGGUCCUACUCCUGGGGCUGCACCUCCUUCACUCCUCCAGCCCCAGCACAGGGAGCCUCAGGGUGGGUUUCAUGCUGCUGGCAACAACGAGACAAAAGGCUGCAGCUCUGGGACAUCCUCACCCCUCUGGAGCCUGGACAGAGCCGAAGUCAUCUCGUCAAAUAAAUUAGAAAAUGUUAAAAAAAUUCAGAUGAUGCAUUUCAAAACUGAUUUCUUUUAGCUGUAGCUGCAAGACAUGUUUCUGACUUAAAUGUAGUGGCUUAAGUGUAGUGUAUCUCAUUCCUGGGUAUUGGAAUGUGUUGGAGCAACAUGGUGUUGGUGAGCAGGCAGGGCACAUGCAGGUUUGGCAAUCGACUGCCAAAACCCCAUUCCCCCUUCCCAACAUAUCCUACAAAGUUACUUUCAACCAGGAGUGUUUAUUCCCAGCAUUUAACACAUUCUGAUUAAAACAGAUCCAGGAAAAAACGGACAU
Molecule: messenger RNA, 6892 nt
Organism: Zonotrichia albicollis (white-throated sparrow)
Lineage: Eukaryota; Metazoa; Chordata; Aves; Passeriformes; Passerellidae
Source: RefSeq, a predicted model, not a curated record